Molecule: messenger RNA, 2961 nt
Organism: Drechmeria coniospora
Lineage: Eukaryota; Fungi; Ascomycota; Sordariomycetes; Hypocreales; Ophiocordycipitaceae
Product: binuclear Zn cluster-containing/DNA binding domain-containing protein
Exons: 1
Coding region: 1-2961 (986 amino acids)
Biological process (GO): regulation of DNA-templated transcription; DNA-templated transcription
Cellular component (GO): nucleus
Molecular function (GO): DNA-binding transcription factor activity, RNA polymerase II-specific; zinc ion binding; DNA binding
Source: RefSeq, a predicted model, not a curated record
AUGGGUGGCCUGGCAGCUUUGGAGUCUCGUCAACGUUUGGUUGCUCCGGACAGCCCGCCAGAGCUGGCGAGUCCCGGCGCCUCGUCCCUCUCCUCCCGUUCUUCCCCCUCUACCGAGCAAGCCUGGGGCACGCGCCUCCUCGCCCCUCUCUCCAUGUCCAGCUAUGACAAGGGCGCCGAUGUCGAUCUGUCAGUGGCCGCCGGACCUUCUGUCAUGGGUUCAAAUCGAUCCGAGCUGCCUGGCCAGCCGGCGCCCCGACAGCAGCUGCCUUCGCUCAGCAGCCUUUUUGGUCCUCCGUCGUCGACGCGGCCGCACCCAUCGCCCGCUGAUGGCGACAACAAAACCCCCUCGAUGACCUAUUCGCCUCUGAAUCAGCCACGAGCCUCUCCUUGCGUCGGCACCAGCAAUCUCAAGUCGUACUUUUCCCGCACAGCUUCGCCCCCCCUCUCGCAACCCCGGAGCACGUACGACGUGAGGUUCGACCCGGAACGGCAAAGCCUGCACUCGUUUGCCAGGUCCAUCUCGGGGCCGCAAUCUCCCAACAACCGCACACCUAGCCGUGGCCAGCUGGAUUCUCGAUCCGACACCGAAGCCAACAGAAAGUGGUCGGUCCGUCAAGAUGCCAGCAAGCAGGAGUAUUCCUUCGGCUCUCGCGACGCCGUCUUCCGAUCCCCCGGUUCCCAGACCAGGAGGCAGUUCUUCGGACCAAAGGAUUCCGCCCAUGAGCACCCCGAGCAGAGAUCCGCACACGGUCCCGCCAACCCGCCGCCGAGCAUGGGCAGUGCCUCGGCGGCAACCGAGGGGAUGCCUUCCAAGGACGGCCUGGGCCCGAAGAUCUGGACCGGCUCUCAUUUUCUCCCUCGAUUUGUGCGAGCGGCCGAGGUGCCAGGUGAAGGCUUGUGCUACUUUUACGACGAUGGAAGCCACUGCAAGACCGUCAUCGACGGGGAGGUCGUCAACGCGCACUGGGGUGUUACAAAGGCCGGGAAGCCCCGAAAGAGGCUGGCCAUCGCGUGCGUGACGUGCCGGGAGAAAAAGAUCAAAUGUGAUCCCGACUAUCCGCGAUGUGUUCAGUGCGAGAAGUUUGGUCGCAUCUGCAGAUUCAAGAACGCGUAUGCCACUCCCCGUUCCCUGCUAACCCCUCGAAAAACCAGUCGUGGUUUGCUAAAGUUGUUUCAUAGGCCCAGGGGCGGACAUUACAUCUCGCCGUCGUCGUCCCAUGCCGAGCUGCUCGACGUCGCCAAAUCCGAUGGCCACCUGGUGCAGCACGAGUCGAGGACGGACAGUCGAUCGAGCUCCCCUGUAUCUCCUCGGGCUCGCCCGCUUCAGGAACCGCAGGAUGAGGGCUACGUCAAGCGGCUCAAAGUCGGCCCUGGCGCAUAUAUUCCCAACGGCGAACCCGUCGUCGGAGUGUUGCAGCCGGUGAUGGAUCAUUCGAAAUCCCAGCCUCGACACCGGCCUCUACCCGAGAUUUUGCCCCGAAUCCCCGACGAUGUUCUGGCUCGUGCGUGGAAAACAGAUCCGUACGGAUCCGACCCGGAAUCCAUCGGUGCAGUUCUCACCCAGUUUUUUGGACAAAUCGACAACACCAUCGUCAUGCGCUUCUUCCCCGAGAAGAUUUUCCGAGCUUGGGCGGCCGACAGUGUGCGUGAAAAGUCGCCCGAAGAUUUGAUGGUUCUCUACAGCGUGCUGGCCAUCGGCGUUGCCCUCUCGGGAGGGCCGAGGCACAUCGCGUACGAGUAUGCCCAGGUGGCCUACUACGCACAAAAGAUGAUCGGGACGACCAGCCUCCAGCUGGUGCAGAGCCGAAUUCUUCUCGCCGUGUACCACAUCUCUACUUAUCGUCUCCGGGAGGCCAGCGAGCUCAUCUCCUCGGCCGCCGCCGCCGCCGCCCUUCUGCACCUCAACCACGAGACCGAAAGGUCGAGCGACGAGAGACCCUCGACCUAUCUCUUCGGCACAAACAACGCUGGCUACUGCGAGGCCAGGAGACGGACGAUGUGGUCGCUGUUCAUGCUGGAGCGACUCAAUACCGUGCUUCCGGACCGUCCAAUCAUGAUCAAUGCGGAUGACAUUUACGUCCGUCUGCCGGCCGACUCGGAGAGCUUUGAGAAGCAGGUUGAGGCUGCCAUGCCGAUAUUUGACCCGGACGAAUCGACAGCGUCUAAACUGACGGAGAAUUCGUCGGAAAUAACCGGCUACCUCGUUGAAAUGGUUCACGUCUGGUCCACCUGCCAGACUGCAAUCUCGAGACUUGCCAGAAGGUCCAGCGCAUCGGAGGGAGAUGCAGCCAAGGCCCAGAAGAUUUUCCGAAGAGCCCACGACUGGCACAAGUCUCUACCGUCUCGCCUGACGUUUGGAAGCUCCAACCUCGAAUCGGCUGCCUUCUCCGGCAAGGUAGGGGCCUUCAUGACGAUGCACCUCCUGUAUCACCACACCAUGAUCCUCAUGAACCGGCAUCACCUUCAGGCAACUCUUCUUCCCACCGAGGUGCGAGCGAGGCACCUCCAGCAGUGCCGCGAUCACGCCAUGAGCGUCCUCGACAUGGCCAAUUGCCUGGACCGUAUUCUUCGUGUCCGGCCGACGAUAUUGAGCACGCCUCCUCCUGCCAUGUCCGUUGCCAUUGUCACGGCCGUCGACGUGCUGACGGCUAGCGGAACCAUGUCCUCGAUUAACGAGCUGACACAGAGCAUCCGCGUGGCCAAGAACGCUGUCGACGGCAUGACCAAGGUCUGGGAGCACUCGAUUGCGGCAAAAGAGGCUCUUGAGGGACGCCUGCAGCUGCUGAUCCACAUCUAUCACAGCCAAGGAUCGCGACCGGCGAGUCCCGCGGAGGGCUACCGCGUUGUCAUCAGUGCAGAGGGAACCAACGAUCCGAGACACCUCCGCUGGAAGAUUCCCGAUCCGAUUGAGAAAUCGUACCCGUUAACGAUGGAUAUUGUUUAUGCCCCAUUUUCUUGA